Molecule: messenger RNA, 501 nt
Organism: Cygnus atratus (black swan)
Lineage: Eukaryota; Metazoa; Chordata; Aves; Anseriformes; Anatidae
Gene: C16H20orf204
Product: chromosome 16 C20orf204 homolog
Exons: 5
Coding region: 1-501 (166 amino acids)
Source: RefSeq, a predicted model, not a curated record
AUGGCUGGAAGCCACCUGAUUCUCCCCAGGGCGCUUUCCUGCGCUGUGCUGCUGCUCCUGCUCGUCGCCGUGCUGGGCCGGGGCAAGAGGUGCAGCAUCGCCAAAAUCCUGCGGCAGUACCGCGCCGUCAUCUUCCACGAGAUCCAGAACCUGAAAAACCUGAGCGGCUCAGCGGAGAGGAGCAGCCGGGCAGGGCUGGCUUGCCGUUCGGACAAGGACCAGAAGAUCCUGCUGGCCAUCUACAACAUCAGCAUGUCCCUGCGGGACGUGGCGGGCGGCACCCUGCGUGGCCCCGAGGAGGUGGCGGUGUGGAAGGUGGCCAGGAACACCGAGUUCGUGCUCAGGGAGAACUGCAGGAAAAUCGGCAAGAGCCCACCCCGUGCCCCGGCACAGCCCCGCCGCAGGAGGAAGCAGCUGAAGGAGAUCGCGAGGAAGGCGCAGCGGCUGGCGACGUGCUGGGAGAAGCUCUACGCCCUGCACGUGCCCCACCGGGGCUCCUAG